This is a messenger RNA of Zymoseptoria tritici IPO323, 519 nucleotides long. RefSeq lists its product as uncharacterized. The record is from RefSeq and is a predicted model, not a curated record. The coding region runs from base 1 to 519 and encodes 172 amino acids. NCBI's taxonomy places the organism in Eukaryota, Fungi, Ascomycota, Dothideomycetes, Mycosphaerellales, Mycosphaerellaceae. The transcript has 2 exons.
AUGAGUCUGAUGACGAUCUUCUACCCACGCCAGCGACCGGCUGAAGCAGUCGCCGAACUAAUAGGUCGCGAACUGAAGAGCCCCAAGAAUACGAGCCCACUCCUCGCGCAUCAUCAACGCAGGCAGUCUCGACCCGGUAGCGAACUCCCGAUCUUGAAUGAGGUCGAGAGGGAGGAGUGGGACCGGAAGGAGGGUCAGCUACGAGACCAGAACGCCGAGUUGAGGAUUCAGUACCAAGAGCUGGAAAGGAGCCACAACCCCCAUCUUCAGUACGUGUCCGUGCUCGAAGGCGACUUUCAAGAAAUGGAGCAGGAACUCGGCGAGUGUCAGGAUGGUCUUCUCAAACUCCAAACUGAGCGCGAUGACACGCUGCAGGCAUACGAGGAGAAGGAGCAAGAGUAUGCCCACAAGACCCGACAUAGCACAGCUCCGCCACAGUCGGCAAUGCUACGCCCCAUCUACGCCGCUCUCGAGCCGAUAACAUCAUCAUCUCCGCGACCACAACAAUACCACUCUUGA